GCCUUUGGCUUAAUCGUGGCGCCGGUUGGAUGGCUCGUCUAACGACGGAUGGCAGCCCCAUAUAUUUUAGGCGUAGUACACUAGAUAGUUACACUAGACCCACACAACAAUAAGCCAGGCUGGCUGUCUCGCCGUAGAGUAUUCUCAGUGUUGGGGCUGGGGCAUUUUCCGGUUGGUCUUAAGUCAAAGAGGGCCCUGCCUGCACUUUGACGAAUCGAGCAGCUCUCCAGAAUGACACCCAAUACAGCUCUCCGACCGUGCAGGGUCACUAUCGCCGGGGCAGGCGUCGCUGGCCUUACGCUGGCUUUGGCGCUCGAAAAGACCGGAAUUGACUACGUUCUCCUCGAAGGAUACCCUGAAAUAGUGGCACAGGCUGGUGCUGGCAUUUGCUUGUUGCCGAACGGUCUGCGGGUGCUGGACCAGCUCGGAUGCUAUGAGGAUCUCCGUGACCAGGUCAAAGGGGUGCUUGACACGGCCUCUGUUCGGGACCCAAGUGGCGAGGCAUUGCACAUCUCGAAUGGCUGGAGUCAACGGCUGGUUGAGCGAUGGGGCUACUCGGGUUUCUGGUGUGACCGCAAGAUGCUCCUUCAGACCCUCUAUGACCAUAUCGCCGAUAAGUCAAAGUUGCUGGCCAAGAAGCGAAUCGAGACUGUCCAAGACGGGGAGGGCAGUGUUGAGGUUGUGACGACAGACGGAUCAACUUACCAAGCAGACAUCUUGAUUGGAACAGAUGGCACGCGUUCGCGCGUGAGGGAGGAGAUGGUCCGGCGUGCAAAUGAGCAUGGUGUCGGCCACGAAUAUGCAGACGACAAGGUCUCGGCAACGUACGCUUGCCUCUUCGGGCUAUCUUCUGCUGUCCCAGGCUUGUCCCACGGAUUGCUGCAAUGGAACCUCGGCCAUGGCUAUUCAUACGUGGUCGGCACCGGUCCUGACGACCGCGCAUAUUGGCUGCUGGCGACAAACCUGGGAAAGACAUAUCAUGGCGAGAAUAUCCCUUGCUUCACGGAAGAGGACAAAGAGCGAAUCGUACAAGAACACUGGAAUGAUCGCAUCACUCCAGACCUGCGCAUGUCAGAUUUAUACAAGGCCAAACAACACCUUGUCUGCACGCCCCUGAGGGAGACUACGUAUAAAAAAUGGUCUUUAGGCCGGAUGAUGGUGCUUGGAGACGCAGGUCACACGAUGCUUCCUGUUAUUGCCCAAGGGGGUAAUCAAGCAUUGGAGAGUGUGGCCGCCAUGACAAACUCCUUGCUGGCCGUGCUUUCGCAGCCGGCCGCAGGUAGGAUGUCAAAGGGCGAAAUACGAAGCAUGUUUGAAGAAGUACAGGAGCUCAGGGCAAAGCGAGUCACGAAGAUAGUUGACAUGGGGCGGCAGCGGCAGAAAAUGGAUGCCAUGGAGACGCCAGAGCUAGAGGAAUUUAUGUUGACCAAGUAUCCCUCACUGCUGCCGGGUGUUCUUAUAGAUCGAUGGGAUCAAACGUUCUCACCGGCUGUUUCACUCAGAUCACCAGCAGCGCCUCCGAGGCCCAAGCAAGUGCUGUUUGAGGAUGAAAUGGAAUCAAGCCAGGGUACAGCGAAUGGGAGUACAAGACUAAAAUUGUGAUCAGAGAAGGCCAGAGGCUUCUGUUUCCGUAAAUCCCAUGGUCAGAAGUCAAGUGAUAGCCUAGCCCUAACCAACCAAACGGAAUAGCUGACAUCGACAAGAAAAUUAAAAAAAAGUACCACCUAACACCGGCUCCAUGCAUGAAUAAUAGAAAAAGCUAGAUCGGAAAGGGACAUGAGUGG
Molecule: messenger RNA, 1784 nt
Organism: Aspergillus versicolor CBS 583.65
Lineage: Eukaryota; Fungi; Ascomycota; Eurotiomycetes; Eurotiales; Aspergillaceae
Product: FAD-dependent oxidoreductase
Exons: 4
Coding region: 232-1602 (456 amino acids)
Molecular function (GO): FAD binding
Source: RefSeq, a predicted model, not a curated record